Drosophila montana is the source of this 859-nucleotide messenger RNA. RefSeq names its product centromere identifier (gene cid). Lineage: Eukaryota; Metazoa; Arthropoda; Insecta; Diptera; Drosophilidae. Gene Ontology annotation, molecular function: protein heterodimerization activity; structural constituent of chromatin; DNA binding. The record is from RefSeq and is a predicted model, not a curated record. The coding region runs from base 60 to 755 and encodes 231 amino acids. The transcript has a single exon. Gene Ontology annotation, cellular component: nucleus; nucleosome.
UUGUGUAUAUUACAGCGAACCAAGUCUUGGGUAUAGGGAAUUUAUAUUUUUACUUCAUAAUGCGACCACGCACUGUUAAAAACUCAACUCAAAAAAAAAAGAAAUCGGAAUCGCAUUUAGAUAAUAUUGAGGAUUCAUAUGACGAGAAUGCAUUUCGAACACCGGAUCGUGAAAAUGAAACUGACUACGGAUUGGAAUUUACUACAAGCCGUUUGGCUGAAGUGAACACAUCUCCACGUCGAUGCUCUACGCUCCGCAAAAACGUUCCAAAAGACCGUCGUCGAGAUAUAGACAGAUCCGAAGACAGCAGUGAUUCAGAGAAUCAGCCACCGGCAAUAACGGCAAUACGACACACACCCCGAAAGGUGCCGCUACAAACAUCCGCAGCGAGUAAGAAUAGCCAACGUCAGGCGCCACUAGCAUCAAGGCCUGCCUCAAGACGCAAACAAAAUAAACCGGAGGGUCGUAUGAAAAAAUUGCACCGUGAGAUUGAACGUUUACAAAAGAAUGAAGGUUUUAUGAUACCGCGUUUACCUUUUUCGCGUUUGGUGCGCGAAAUUAUGAUGGAACAUACUUUAACGCCCUUUAUGAUAACUAUGAGCGCCCUGGAGGCUAUACAGACCGCGACAGAAAUGUACUUAACCCAGCGCUUCCAGGAUGCUUACUUACUGACCCAGUAUCGCAGCCGUGUAACGUUAGAGGUGCGCGACAUGGCGUUGGUGGCAUAUUUCUGCAAAACCUAUGGUAAUCUUUGAGAUGCAUCAUUCAUAAUUAUACAUAUGUGUAUCAAUCAUAAUCAUAGGUAAUAAAUAAAACAUACAACCUUAUAAAAUCAGUGAUAUCUCAAUCACCUUUUGAA